This is a messenger RNA of Oldenlandia corymbosa var. corymbosa, 792 nucleotides long. The record is from the annotation of a GenBank genome assembly. Lineage: Eukaryota; Viridiplantae; Streptophyta; Magnoliopsida; Gentianales; Rubiaceae.
GAGGGAGUGGAUGAAUUUUUCAAUAUGGAAGUGGUAGCAUUAUCUAUCUAUUAUGGUAAGGUAGAAGAAAAGUUUAAAGAGGAGGUGCCAAUCUAAGACAUCGAGUCUUGCAUUCUAUCGGACCUGGUGGUGGCCUUGCUGGAAACAGGGAAGCUGUGGUUCCAGGAUCCUCAAGAUGAAAGAUGAUAAGAAGAAAUAAGACUCUUCACUAACCUUGGGUCAUGCGUAUGAUGGAUAUUGAACAAUAUCGAAAUCAAAAUUUUGAUUCUUUUGUGAAGAAUGAGGAAUGGCCUGAAAUAGAAAAGAUCGCGCGAUCGCAACUAGUGCCGAAAUUCGGGAAGAAGGUUACCGCAAUCAUCAACGCUUGUCUAUCUGAAUAUGAUGCCGAAACCCGUUAUUCUUGUAACGAAUCAAUGCUGGGACAUAUUCGGAAAGCAGCAACUACGUCAAUGGAGGAUCAUGACCUUCUUGCUUCCAGCAUUUGGGAUGAGGUUCCACCAUCGAGGACACUGAUCACUCCGUUGCAGUGGAAAUUCUUGUGGAAUCAAUUCUUAACUGAGACCGAAAGCGUUACAAUUCAAGCGUAUUCUGCACCAGAGACCGCUGCAAGGCUGCCGGAAGAAGGCAAACACCCAUUCAAACUUACUCACUGGUUGCGUUCCUUACUACUUUGUGGUAACUGGUAAUGUAAGACUGAAAGUAGAGGAGUGGAGGCUUUUUUUUCGUCUUUUUUUGGCCUUUUUUCUUUUGAAUUUCGGUAGAUUAUUAAAAAUGCUACUUGUACUUUGAAAC